Messenger RNA from Maylandia zebra (zebra mbuna), 522 nucleotides. The record is from RefSeq and is a predicted model, not a curated record. Lineage: Eukaryota; Metazoa; Chordata; Actinopteri; Cichliformes; Cichlidae.
UUCAAGGACCACCCACCAGCCACUGGGCCUUUUAUGACAGGAACAGGAACCACAGAGCGUCAGCCGCACACAUCGAAGCUGCACAGGGCACACGCGGCACCACGCAGAAUAAAUGACGUUCCUGGGCCAAGGCCGAAGCCCAGCCACCCGCUGCCUCCUCGCCGCCUCCUCCUGGGACCUUCAAGGACCACCCACCAGCCACUGCUACAGGAGGACAAUAAACAGAAGAAGGAGAGCGGCACCAAAGAGGCGAAAAAACGAAAGAGCGCACCACCUCCUGACACCACAUCCACAAAGAAGUCCAAAUGUACCUCCAGUGCUGAGGGGGACGACAAGGAGGUUUUUCUCCUCCCUGUUCGUGGGCGUGAGCGUUACGAGAUGUUGAAGAAGAUCAAUGACUGUUUGGAGCUGCUUGACAAGGACAGCAAAAGCAAGUCAAAGGUCUCAGUGAAGCAUGAGGUUCCCGUGCCCUCCAGUGGAAAGAGGCUGCUCCAGAGAGGAGAGAGGAGUGACAGCGACUAA